AUGUCAUCCGACCCAAACACAAUCCUCGCCCUCUUUGCGCGCGGCACCCUCGCCCGUCUGUCGCUCUGGCCCGUGAUGCGCGCCGCGAUCGAGAACUCGUGGGGCGGGCCGCGGAGCGCUGCGAAGCGAACGUGGCUCGCGGGCGAACUCGUCGACGCGUUCGAGAGCAGUCUGCCGCGGGGACAGGGCGCGGGCAAGGGCGAGGAAGAGCCGGACGAGGAGUGGGUCGCUACGAUGCUCGGGCAGGUGAUGGAAGACGAAUUCGACGUCGUGCUCGAAGACGACUCGCACAUCUCCGUCGCGCGCGACCUCGUCUCGCUUUGGAGCGCUGCGAAAACGCUUAAUGAGGAGCCUGUGAAGGAGUGGGAAUUGAGGGCAGAUAAAGCGUCGGGCAAACGGAUAGAUGUACAAGUGCAGUCGAAGGUGAAGCAUGUGGAUGAGGCGGGGAAUGAGGUUGAUGGUGGGGAGGAGAGUGAUGAUGGGGAGGAGGGGGACUGGGAGGACGAGGAUGGAGGAGGGGAGGAGGCGCCGCAGUUGAUUGAGAGGAGGGAAAGAGAGCCGGUCGUCGAUGAGGACGGGUUCACGCUCGUACAAGGGAAGGGCAAGGGCAGGCGAUAG
Molecule: messenger RNA, 618 nt
Organism: Peniophora sp. CBMAI 1063
Lineage: Eukaryota; Fungi; Basidiomycota; Agaricomycetes; Russulales; Peniophoraceae
Source: the annotation of a GenBank genome assembly